GAAAGUAAUAUAAUCAAUAUGUAAAAUUCGUAAGUUUCUCAUAUUUGAAUAAGAAAAAUAAAUCGCGGAGUUGUCGCUCAAGUACAAAAGGCUAAUCAAAAAUAAUGCUUUAGCAUUGAAGAGUUUAUAAAGGUCAAAUUAUUUUUAUAGUAGAAAUAAAUUAUUUGAAAUUAAUAAGUUUGUUACAAUGAAAUAUUUAUAUUUGCAGGAAAGAGUACAAGCUAAAGAUCCACCGUCCCAUUACCUGGCGAAAUUACGUACUUACCUGGAUCCCACAGCAUCACGAAGUCAUCGAACGUAUCGUUUCUUUAUGUUCUUCCAGAAAAGGAAAAUGGUCGGUGAAUCUACAUCGACCCAAGUAUUACGUGAUUUGGAGAUAUCCUUACGCACAAAUCACAUUGAAUGGGUGAGAGAGUUCUUGGACGAGGAAAAUCAAGGCCUGGAUGCUUUGAUAGACUAUCUCAGCUUCAGGCUAUUGAUGAUGCGACAUGAGCAACGGCUCUUGGAAUCCCACACGAAUUCCGAAGAAAAAUUGCAAACCGCGGGCACUGGUGAUAUCUCACCGUUAAACAACGGAUGCUUGAGGCCGCCUCUUCAAGAGCUUAAAGACAGUCCCGGAGUCAAAAGGAGAUCUCGACAUGUGGCACGCCUAAAUAUGGGUGAAGCAAAGGAUGACAUUCAUGUUUGCAUACUGUGCAUGCGUGCUAUCAUGAAUAAUAAGUACGGAUUUAAUAUGGUUAUUCAACACAGAGAAGCUAUCAACUGUAUUGCAUUGAGCUUAAUUCAUAAAAGUCUGAGGACGAAAGCUCUGGUAUUAGAGCUCCUCGCUGCCAUCUGUCUAGUAAAGGGUGGCCACGAGAUCAUUUUGUCAGCGUUUGAUAACUUCAAAGAGGUGUGCUCCGAGAGACGAAGAUUUACGACGCUUAUGGCAUAUUUCACCCAGUAUGACAGCUUCCAUAUAGAAUUUAUGGUCGCUUGUAUGCAGUUUGUCAAUAUCGUUGUGCAUUCGGUCGAAGACAUGAACUUCAGAGUACAUCUGCAGUAUGAAUUUACGAAGCUUGGAUUAGACGAAUAUCUCGAGAAGCUUAGACACACAGAGAGCGAAGAUUUGCAGGUUCAAAUCUCAGCUUACCUAGAUAACGUAUUUGAUGUAGCUGCCUUGAUGGAGGACAGUGAAACAAAGACCGCAGCAUUAGAAAAAGUAGCAGAAUUAGAAGACGAACUUGGUCAUGCACAUGAUCGCAUGGCGGAAUUAGAAAGAGAAUCAUUGGCGAAAUUGGCGGACCUGGAGACGGAAUUAGGCGCGAUUAAAGUGGAAUAUGCCGAUGCCUUGGAAGCACGUAGAACAGUGGAGGAAGAACUUGCGGCCUUGAAGAGACAGAGACAAGAUUCUGCCAGAAGGCAGAGCGUCCUAGAAAACAAGAUCAUUGAGUUGGAAACUCUCACGGGAACACUUACAAAAGGCUCGUCAGCCGUUAGUCUACGAAACGGCACGGCGACGAGUCCUCUGAGUAAUUCGGAUAACGUUACAUCCGAGACGUUUGCCUCGACACCGUCGCCGACGCAUGAAGCGCUUCCAGCGGCUCCUGCGCCACCGCCUCCACCCCCGCCACCGUGUCCGCCGCCGCCUCCGAUGGCAUCUCUUUCUCUGGGAGAUCAUAAGUUACCGCCGAUGGCCCCGAUACCUCCACCACCUGCUGGUAUGAUGCAAGCACCCAAUGGAGCAAUGACUAUCAAACGAAAGGUCCAAACAAAGUACAAACUUCCUACACUUAAUUGGAUCGCUCUGAAACCUAAUCAAGUACGAGGUACUAUCUUCAAUGAGCUGGAUGACGAUCGUUUGCACAACCAAAUCGAUUUUUCCGACUUUGAGGAGCGAUUUAAGAUCGGCAUGAGUGGACAUGUAGCCAAUGGUAACAGUGAGAUCGACGGACUUCAAAGCUUCCCGAGUAAACGAUUCAAGAAACCCGAAAACGUAUCACUUUUGGAGCAUACGAGAUUGCGAAAUAUUGCCAUAUCGCGCCGAAAGAUGGAAAUGCCAGUCGAGAAAGUAAUAAUGGCGGUAAACGCUCUCGACUUGAAAGUCCUUUCGCUCGAAAAUGUAGAAUUAUUGCAACGUAUGGUACCUACGGAUCAAGAAAUUAAGGCUUAUCGCGAAUAUAUUAUAGAAAAGAAGAAUGUCAAUUUGUUAACGGAAGAAGAUAAAUUUUUGAUGCAACUUGGUAAAGUCGAAAGGAUCUCUACCAAGUUGUCAAUUAUGAACUACAUAGGAAACUUUUUCGACAAUUUACAUCUUAUUACACCACAAAUACACGCUGUGAUAUCUGCAUCCAGUUCGGUUAAGAGUUCAAAGAAAUUGCGAUCAGUAUUAGAGAUUAUUCUUGCCUUCGGUAACUACCUAAAUAGUAGCAAACGGGGUCCUGCAUAUGGCUUCAAAUUACAAAGCUUAGAUACAUUAUUAGACACCAAAUCGACCGAUAAAAGGAUGUGCCUUUUGCAUUAUAUCGUUGCCACAAUACGAGUCAAGUUCCCAGAACUUAUUAAUUUCGAAUCAGAGUUGAUGUACAUCGACAAAGCAGCAACAGUUUCACUGGAGAAUAUAACGACUGACGUUCACGAGCUGGAGAAAGGCAUGGAUCUUGUGCGAAAGGAAUUUGAGUUACGCGGCAAGGAGAAGCACAAUACAGUGUUGCGCGACUUUUUGAACAAUUCUGAAGAGAAAUUGCGUCGUUUAAAACUUGACGCGCGUACCGCCGGUGAAGCGUUCCGAGAGUGUAUCGAAUUUUUCGGAGAAAGUCCAAGACAGGCUGAUGCUAACACCUUUUUCUCCCUUCUUGUCAGAUUCGCGAGAGCAUUUAAGACAGCGGAUCAAGAAAAUGAACAGCGUCGUAGAUUAGAGGCUGCUGCAGCAGAAGCUUUGAAUACUUCAGAGGAAGUUAUAAAACGUAACAAAUUGAAUCAGAAGAAACAACAGUCAGCGAAAUUUUGCUGUAACUCGAACAAGAGUCUGUUACACCGCCAUCUUAAUGAACUGGAGCUCAGAACAUAACAAUGUAGAAACAGUUCACAACAUGUAA
Wasmannia auropunctata (little fire ant) is the source of this 3077-nucleotide messenger RNA. It is a transcript of the gene Frl, whose product is annotated as formin-like protein CG32138. Gene Ontology annotation, biological process: cell migration; regulation of cell shape; cortical actin cytoskeleton organization. Gene Ontology annotation, molecular function: small GTPase binding; actin filament binding. The coding region runs from base 188 to 3049 and encodes 953 amino acids. Gene Ontology annotation, cellular component: cytosol. The record is from RefSeq and is a predicted model, not a curated record. The transcript has 15 exons. Lineage: Eukaryota; Metazoa; Arthropoda; Insecta; Hymenoptera; Formicidae.